Messenger RNA from Podarcis lilfordi (Lilford's wall lizard), 323 nucleotides. Lineage: Eukaryota; Metazoa; Chordata; Lepidosauria; Squamata; Lacertidae. The record is from the annotation of a GenBank genome assembly.
AUGCAGCAAUUGGCUGCCAGACCUCAUUCCAUUGAUGGAACAGUAGUUGAGCCGAAAAGAGCUGUAGCCAGGGAGGAAUCUAGAAAACCUGGAGUUCAUGUUACUGUGAAAAAAAUGUUAGUUGGUGGAAUUAAAGAAGAUACUGAGGAACAUCACCUUAGAGAGUACUUCUUGGAAUAUGGAAAAAUCGACACAAUUGAAAUAAUUACAGACAAUCUGGUAAAAAGAGGGGCUUUGGAUUUGUAACUUUUGAUGACCAUGAUCCAGUGGAUAAAAUUGUAUUGCAGAAAUGUUGUUGUUUAGUCGUGUCCGACUCUUCGUGA